Molecule: messenger RNA, 391 nt
Organism: Phanerochaete carnosa HHB-10118-sp
Lineage: Eukaryota; Fungi; Basidiomycota; Agaricomycetes; Polyporales; Phanerochaetaceae
Exons: 2
Coding region: 44-373 (109 amino acids)
Source: RefSeq, a predicted model, not a curated record
ACGAGCUGUCCUAGGAGCUCUGGACAGCCGCCGCAGGGACGUCAUGUCGCGACUCGAGUACGCCAUUGACGAGGUCAUACCCGACGUGAGCAUCCUCAACAAGAGCGACUAUCUGAAUACUGGCACUUUUGUCAAGGGGAUAUAUACGCGUUAUGCUAUCGCCGUCGUCUUCGUCGCCCUCACGCUCGAAACCACAUUCGCGCCCAGUUUGGACUGGCGGAACGCGUCGCCUUUACGCGACGAGUCGCAAUUUCUAACUACCGCGCACUGUCAGGGUCUUAAUAUGAUGGGCCACACGCUUCCGCCAUGCACAGUCUUUUGCGACGCCUUUCGAGCGGCGAGAGUCUUCGAAGACGACCACCCAGGACCUUAGCCUGAAUGGAUGCUGUUC